CUUUUGGAGGGCAGGGCUGGUAGGCCAAUUUCAGACCCAGUCCAGGGGUUUCCUGAAGUGGUCAGGUGAUCUUGAGUGGCAACCCUUGAGGCUGGGUCUUCUCUGUUGGGUAUCAACUGCCCACUUUUGCCUGGCAAAUUCUGUUGCUUUCUCUCUCCUGGUGUGCUCCAGUUUCCCCGUUGUUUGGAUUUCUCUCACCUUAUAUCCAUUCCCAAGUAAAAAUGGAUUUAGCCAGACAAAAUGGAUCCCACAGUGUACCAAGAAACUGCAUACUGUUGCUGAAAAGAGUGUUGGGUGACCAAAUUAAUAAGAUGCGCCAUGUUGUGUACUGCCCAGUGACCUUCAGAUAAAGACCAGUAUACAAAUUUAAUAAAUGAAAUGAAUAUUAUGAGCUAGUUCCUGAGUUUGUUCAUUUCCUCCUCCAUCCCAAUCCAGUUUCAUUUUCUGUUGUGCGCCUCUCUUCCUUUUUAGUGAUCUGUUAGCCACUCUGGGAGCCUUUUGUUGGCUGAGGAGCAAAACAAAUCAAUGAUAUAUAGUAUAUACAGGGCUGGCUCUGGGUUUGAGGGGGCCCUGGACAAGAUAUCCCCUGGCAGACUCUUGCCUACGUCAGUGGACUUCCUGGGCCAUACACAUCACUGCAGCAGUGGCGACUUAGCCUCUAGCCCACCAUUACAAUUUCCCACAAUGCCUGACACUGUGUCUCUCUGGGACACUUUGGGCCUUUCAAAUGAUGGCUUAGAAACCCAGUCACCUGGUUCAAGGGGGCAAGACGAGGCCUUGGUGCUGGCGACCCUAUCAGGAGGAUGCGAGAGCCCUAACAACUGCCCGAAGAUGCUGGCUGUUGGCGCUGAGAUUACAACAUCUACCUCUGAGGUCCUCCCCUCCAGAGGAAAAUAGGGGUAUGCAAUACCUGUCAGAUACUGGAGGGAGGGGCAGACCAAGAACUCUUACUUGUCCACCAACCAAUGAGCACCAAGGAGGGCAAGCCCUCUCCCCAGCCUCCGAAGAAGGAUAAAAAGGCAUCUUUUGGAGGGGGCUGUCGUGGAGCAGCGUCUCAUCAAUGAGGAGUUGCAACUACACCACCAGAAUCACUCGCACCAGCAAAGUGUCCUAUUUUCCAGGUUCAGAGGAACAAGCAAAGGGAGCAGACAGCUGGAAUAGUUGGAGCUGAUUUGCCCAGGCAUGACAGACGUGGAAUUUGGCCGGAUGUCCGUCAAGGAGCUGGAGCUGGAUGGCAAAAGCAGCCCCCCGCAGCCCCACUGGUUUGAGCAGUACGUCCAGCCUUGCAUCGGAGAGCUGGUGGGGUCGGCCUUCUUCAUCUUCAUUGGCUGUGCAUCAGUCAUCGAGAACACGGAUGGCACCGGGAGGCUGCAGCCGGCGUUGGCGCACGGACUGGCCUUGGGGCUCACCAUUGCGGUUUUGGGGAACAUCAGUGGUGGCCAUUAUAACCCUGCGGUCUCCCUUGGGGCCUGGCUCGUGGGUGGGCUGAACAUGGUGAUGGUCAUUCCUUACUGGAUCUCCCAGUUGUGUGGUGGGCUCAUCGGAGCCGGGCUGGCCAGGGUGAUGACCGUCUGGGAAAGGUAUGACAAUGCCACAGGAGCAGCGUUCACCUCCGUCACCUCGGAUGACCAAAUCCCUGCAGCUCUGGUGGGUGAGAUUGUGAUGACCAUGUUCCUGGUCAUGACGGUCUGCAUGGGGGCCAUCAACGAGAAGACUAAGACCCCCCUGGCUCCUUUCUGUAUCGGCUUCACCGUGACGGCGGACAUCCUCGCAGGGGGAGGUGUUUCAGGAGGCUGCAUGAACCCAGCCAGAGCGUUUGGUCCUGCACUGGUCGCCAACUACUGGGACUACCACUGGGUGUACUGGGUCGGCCCUAUGGUGGCCGGACUCCUUGUUGGUGCAUUGAUAAGGACCCUGAUUGGGGACAAGAAAACCCGCAUCUUCCUGAAGUGAGCAUCCUCUGAGCAGGCUCCAGCGCUGGGCAGCACAACAUCAACAGACCGCUGCUCCAGAGCUCUCCAACAACCCUCCACUUCUCAACCUCUGCUUCCCCGUUUCCUUCGUGGCCAAACUCUUGGGUGGCCCCCACCUGGAGGAGACAGGCAGGCUCCUGGACCGUUCUGUUGAGUGCUGCUCUCUACUAUUUAAAGCAAGGGGGCUCCUUCUCCCCAUGCAUUGCUGCUAGGGAAACCCAAGCAGAGAGAGUUGCUGCUGUUGGGCUCAGGGUCUGCAUUGACCGGCCACAGUGAGACCAGGAUGCUAGGCUAGGUGGCCCCUGUCGGCCUGACCCAGGAGCUGGGCACUUCUUACAGUCAUAUGUUCUCAACGCUGUUAGGAUAUUGGACACAUACACCAUCAGCGCCCUCAUUGAUCCAGAGGGCUGCUCUCCUCUGGGCAAGUUCCACUGGAAUACCCUGGAGCUCUUGGGCAGCAUCUGGGAAUCUGCUAGCCCAGCUCACCCACAUUCCACUGGGGCUUGCACAAGGCCUCGUGUAAAUUGAUCAGUGUGAAUUUUAGUAUGAAUUUUCCCCACUGCACACAUUUUCGGGAAGCAAUUUCCCCAUAUAUAAUAUGUUUUUGUGUGUGAUGUUUUCACUGUAAUAUAGCAUAUGCAUUAUUGUAUACACUGCAGAACAGCACUGCAAAAUUCAGAGAGGUGCAAAUUUCAAGGGAAAAUUGAAUUUGUCCAUUUUGGUGUCUCUCAGUUUCUCCAGUCUUAGAUUCAGAUCUUCGCAUUUCCAAAUCAUUCUGCUUUUUUUUUUUUUAAGUCCUCAUGAAAAUUCACCAGCGUUUUAGUGUGAAUUUCUCCUAACGAGCAUGUUUUGUAUGCAGUUUUGCUUAAUGUACACAUUUUUGCAGAGUGAUUUCCCCCAAUACAGUGCAUUUUUUGUAUGUUGUUUUCCCUAUUAUAUGCAUCCCUAUGCAUAAUUUACUCAAGCAUAUUGCUUUAUUGAUGAUUUGCUAACCAUUUCAUACAAUUUAUGUUGUAAUUGUGAUGUUCCAGUAUGUUUUGUUAUUGUUAUUGUUAUUGUUGUUACUGUUUGUAAGCUGCUUUGAGAUUCAUUUGAAUGAAAUACAAC
Podarcis muralis (Common wall lizard) is the source of this 3080-nucleotide messenger RNA. Lineage: Eukaryota; Metazoa; Chordata; Lepidosauria; Squamata; Lacertidae. The record is from RefSeq and is a predicted model, not a curated record.